This is a messenger RNA of Osmia bicornis bicornis, 987 nucleotides long. RefSeq names its product leucine-rich repeat-containing protein 71-like. Gene Ontology annotation, molecular function: protein binding. The record is from RefSeq and is a predicted model, not a curated record. The transcript is spliced from 8 exons. Bases 1 to 987 code for a protein of 328 amino acids. Lineage: Eukaryota; Metazoa; Arthropoda; Insecta; Hymenoptera; Megachilidae.
AUGUUAACGACAAUUGGAUGUGUGCAAGAUUUGAACUUGGAUAUGAAUCCAAAUCCUCAGGAAAAUUUUCAUUUACUGUGUGCACCUGGUGGAAAUUUAUGGUACUUGUCCCUAAAUCUUUGUAAAAUAUCUGACGAUGGAGUAAAGAAAAUCAUGAAUGAAUUAAAAUACCAAGAUGCACCAAAUGAGCCUAAAUUAAGUAUUUUAAACCUAGCUAAUAAUCAUAUUACGAAAGAUGGAGCACUUCAUAUUGGUAGUAUGCUUCGUACGAACAGAUCUUUAAAGUGUCUGGUUUUGCUUGGAAACAGAAUAUGCGAUGAGGGAGCAUCGAUGAUCCUACAGGAACUUAAAAUAACCGCUUUAACUCAUGAAGAAAUUAUGGAUAAUCGUCGGAGAAACUUUGCUGAAUUAACAUUGCUCGAUCAAUUGAUGGAAAAAGAGAAAGACGAGGAAACUGACAAAUCGAUAUACGAAGAACAGUCGAGAAAAAGCAGUAAAUCACGAAUACGACACAGUCUAACUAGAAGAUCUAAAAAAUUACACACUGGUUCCUUGGUCAAAAUUGGAGACGACGAAAGUUUAUAUCAGGCUUCUGAACCUACACGAAGAAAGGAAAUAAUUUAUGGAAGUAACAAAUGUCAUCCCUUUCAAAAUGAAAGUUUCCCAAUAAAUGGAAAGAUAUUUGCAACUGGAAAUCUUGAAUUACAAUACUUAGACCUAAGCUAUAAUUAUUUGUCAAAGACGACUCUGCCAGAAUUCAUAGAAUGCUUAUAUUAUCAGAAUUAUAUGCUAGGAAAAGACAAAACCAAAGGUCUUCUGCAUGUUUUAUUGGAAGGAAAAGGCAUUGAACGAGAAAAUAACCCAGACUGGGUCACGUUUGAGGAACUUUUACAAUUAAGACAAGAAGGAAAAUCUUUUACAGAGGACACCUUUCGGGAAUUCGUGCCAGAGGAAGCUGAAAUUCUUCGAAAAAACAUCAAACAUUGA